CAAAACUACCUUUUGUUGUCAGCUGAGCGCGUGACGUCAGAGGCCGCCGCCGCCGCCGCCGCGCCGGGCGAGGUGCUGGGUCCACAUGUGACCAGCUUAAACUAGUUCUGAAGACACAAAGGGGGAAGGAAGGAGGAGAGGCAGAGGGGAGAUAAGGCGCCAGAUAGCUGGGGAAGGGGGGCAGGCCAGGCGGUGGAGCAGAGCCAGCGGAGAAGAGCAGGAGGAGGAGGAGGAAGCAGCAGCAGCAGCGGCUUCGCCAGGAGACCGACCGAGGCGACGGCACUGAGCAACCCUCAGCAUCCCUCCAUCCAGAAUGCAGGUCCGUGGACUGUUUUUCCUCUUGAUUCUGAUUCUUCUGGCUGCAUCUUCUGAGGCUGGCAAGAAUAAAAAAGAUAAAGUGAAGAAGAAUGGCUCAGAUUGUGAGGAAUGGCGCUGGGGCCCCUGUGUCCCUAACAGCAAAGAUUGUGGUGUCGGCUUCCGUGAAGGCACUUGCAAUGAAGAGACUAAGAAGCUCAAGUGUAAGAUUCCCUGUAACUGGAAGAAGGAAUUUGGAGCUGAUUGCAAGUACAAGUUUGAGAGCUGGGGUGGUUGUGAUUCUGCCACAGGCCUGAAGGCUCGCUCAGGCACUCUGAAGAAGGCUCUGUACAACGCCGAGUGCCAGGAAACUAUCCAAGUGACUAAGCCUUGCUCCCCUAAGACCAAGUCAAAAUCCAAAGCCAGAAAAGGAAAGGGAAAGGACUAGAAGGAUGGAGGAAGCCCCACCGUCUUCAGGGCAUGGUGCCUGAACCCACUUGGACACACACCACUUGGAGCUGCAGCGUGGCCCCUCCCAGCUUGGCGAUGCUUUGCCAAAUCCUGCUAUUCUUCCACCUCCAUGACUUUGACCUUAACUGAAAUGCCGUUUCUAAUCAGUAGUUUUGCAGAGAGCAAGCCCUGUCCUGAAGAAGGUGCUGUUUGCCUUCUCCUUAACUUUUCCUACCUUUCCCUCCCCACCCCUGUUGUGCAUAUGCAAUCUCUCCCUCCACCCCAUUCUUUGCUCUGGCUCCUUUCCCAGAAUUUGGUCUGAUGUGCUUUGAGAUGGGGUGAGACUAGGCUAAGCUGUGGCUAGAACUCUUCACCUUUGGGAUCUGCUGUCAAGCUCAAAUGGCCUUUCGGCACAUCUCUUUGAACUUUAACAACGCCUCUGACUUCCCUGUUCAACUUUGCUUUCCUGUAGACAAAGAGCUAAACUAAGCUAGCCAAGGGCAACGUUUCAGGGAAUAGAAUAGGAUGGGGAGGAGUUGCAAUGGAAACAUCGGGCGAAGAGCCCCUCUGUUGCAGAAACAGCAAGAUGCUGACUCGCUUUGGUGUCUUUCUGCACCCUCCCCCCCGCCCCCUCUUUGUAGGGGACAAAAAUCGGUGCCUAUUUCCCAUGGUGCUCUUUGUGUAUGUGUGUGCGUGCAUGUGUGCGUUCACUUUUUUUGCUCCCCAUAUCUCCGUUACCUACGUGUUUUUCAGCAGACUCUUCAUCUGAGGAGGGGUGUGUCUGUCUGUCUGUCUGUUUAAUCUGUAUGACUUGUGUUUGUUUGGUAUUUUGCUAACAAGCCAUGCCUUGCAUCCUCGUCAGUGCCCAGGAAAGAAUUUCCCCAGAGCAUUGUUUCUUUUUCAAUAAUUACAUCUUCAUUUCUCCUUAUCUAUAUUCUUGCUGGGACGCUGUGGCCUUCCCUUUUCUGGUGCUGGGUAAGCCCUCUCCUGCUUUUUACAAUCCCCCCUCCCUUUUUUCCAAUAAAAGUCUUUUUACAAAAAAAA
Pogona vitticeps (central bearded dragon) is the source of this 1788-nucleotide messenger RNA. It is a transcript of the gene MDK, whose product is annotated as midkine. The record is from RefSeq and is a predicted model, not a curated record. Lineage: Eukaryota; Metazoa; Chordata; Lepidosauria; Squamata; Agamidae. Gene Ontology annotation, molecular function: growth factor activity.